GGGCGUGUACCAGGAUUGGGUCCGUGCAAAAAAAUGAAAACAGGAGGAAAUUUUGCACACGUUACUAACAAAUUUGCUCGAACGUCGGAAGAAGUGAAAUGUGUCGUAUUCUGCUGCCAAUCUGCUCACACAAGAAUAAUACUGAAUCAGUCAGAAAUCUCUGAUCAUUUCGUGUCUUGAUUUAAGAACAUCCAACAUCAUGCCUAACUGUCCAAAGUGCAGCAAACCAGUAUAUUUCGUUGAGGAGGCCAAAGCCCUCGGAAAAACGUGGCACAAAACCUGUUUGAAGUGCACAAGUUGCAAGAAGACACUAACACCAGGAAACUUUUCAGAUAAAGAAAACCAGCCAUACUGUAAUCCUUGCUACCAGAAGAACUUUGGGGCAUCAGGCUACAGAGCAGGAGCUGGUGCGGGAGCUGCGAACUCUUACCAAUGGAACAAGAAGUAGAGUCUGCAACUUCAUUGUUUCACUCUCAAUUAUUUUUUAGUUCAAAUAUAUUGUUAGUAUGAUAGUAUUCCUAAUAUGAUAUUUUAUUAAAUUAUUAUUAGUAUGAUGACUGAUUUCAUCAGCAGGCCAUGAUAGUGAAGAAAAUGCAGAGAAAGAA
Molecule: messenger RNA, 605 nt
Organism: Lytechinus variegatus (green sea urchin)
Lineage: Eukaryota; Metazoa; Echinodermata; Echinoidea; Temnopleuroida; Toxopneustidae
Product: cysteine-rich protein 1-like
Exons: 4
Coding region: 200-448 (82 amino acids)
Source: RefSeq, a predicted model, not a curated record